Molecule: messenger RNA, 1036 nt
Organism: Eutrema salsugineum
Lineage: Eukaryota; Viridiplantae; Streptophyta; Magnoliopsida; Brassicales; Brassicaceae
Product: putative cyclin-D7-1
Exons: 5
Coding region: 11-1036 (341 amino acids)
Biological process (GO): regulation of cyclin-dependent protein serine/threonine kinase activity; mitotic cell cycle phase transition
Cellular component (GO): nucleus; cyclin-dependent protein kinase holoenzyme complex; cytoplasm
Molecular function (GO): cyclin-dependent protein serine/threonine kinase regulator activity
Source: RefSeq, a predicted model, not a curated record
ACCGGUUCCAAUGGAUAAUCUACUCUGCGACGAGUCAUGGCUCUCGUGUCCACUAACUCCGGAGCCCAUACCAAACUUCCGCUUAAAUAUUCACGACGAUGACGUGGAGAUGUCUCCUGCGAUGGACGCAGCGACGGUGGAGGAAUCCAUUUCUAUGGAUUUAGAGAAAGAAUCAUGUUUCAGUAAUCACGGAGACAAAUUUAUUCAGUUUCUUGUUUCUAAGAAGUUAACCGAUGCUAGGUUUCGAUCGGUUCAAUGGCUAAUCCAGACUCGGAAUCGGCUUAAUCUUUCAUAUGAAACUGUUUUUUCCGCCGCAAAUUGUUUUGACCGGUUCGUCUAUGUGACCAGCUGCAACGAAUGGACUAAUUGGAUGGUGGAAUUAGUCGCAGUAACUUCACUAUCGAUUGCAUCAAAAUUCAACGAAGUUACGUCCCCUUCACUUCAAGAACUUCAGAUGGAAGGGUUAAACCAUUUGUUUCACCACAAGACCGUCCUUGAGAUGGAACUCAUACUGUUGAAUGCUCUGGACUGGCGUGUUAACUCGGUCACGAGUUACUCUUUUUCGCAACUUGUCGUGACAAAAGUCGGGUUGGUAGGAGGAGAAGCGAUGAUGAAUCUAAUCACUGAUCAUCUGCUAGAUGAUUUAUGCGAUUUGAAGAUGCUUGAAUAUGCACCAAGUGUCGUGGCGGUUGCGGCUGUGUGGGAUGUAGCUAUAGAAGAGAACCUUGUUGGAAAAAUCAUGAAUCUUUUUGGACAAGGACACAAGGAGGAUAUUGUGAAAUGUGUUGAUGUUAUGAAAUCUCGAAACAACGUUGAAAAGGGUUGGAGAAGAAAAGCUUGUGAAGUGAAUAGUCUUGCGAGUAGUGUGUCGCAAAGAGGGGAAGUGAUGAACAUCAACGGUGAUAACUGCGUUGGAGAUCUUUCUGCCAUUUUCCAGAUUUUACGAUCCGAAGGAUUCAAUAAGAAGAGAGAUAGAGAUAACUAUGAAGACAACUUUCGUCCUGCAAAAAGAGUGACAUUUGUUAUGUCAAAUUAA